AUGGUUAUAAAUAAUAUCAGAGAAAUGCUAGAGAUGAAUGCCAGGCUCGCAGUUAUUGAUGGAUGGCUAGUAGAUGUUGUGAAACGAAAACCAAUCAAUUUUUGGAGUCCCGAAAUAAGAUUACUAUUACCGAAUGACGAUGACUACAAAAAGUUAUCACAACAAAAUUUGGUAGAUUGGACGAGACUAAAGAAGGAUUCUAAUUCAGUACUUGUUGGAGUGAGAUCUAUAGAACUAUUCAAACACAUAAAUCUAGUUUUGCGAGAGUUUUUCCUGUUAGAAGAUGGAAGAAUAAUCCUGAAGAGAAUCAGAGGUAAAUUACAUUACAAAGUGAUUAAGACAUUCGCUUGUAGAUGCUGCAGGUUAUAUUUGCCAAAAUGGGGCACCGUGUACAUACAUCCGAUGCUAAAAGAUAAAGAAGUGUCCUUAGCUGGGGUAUGUGAGUUUUCGUUGGACGUUGACCCCGAUCGGGAGUAUCCACUAAUUAACAUCAAUGUCAAUCACCAGUACAUUAUAAUCGAGGGCUUCCUUCUAUACUUGAAUGAAAUGAAGCUCUGUAAGUGGGACGAUAACAAUUUAAGAGCACAGAUUGGCUUAGCGGGGUGGACCUAUUUGAGAAGGUUUUACAAUCCGGUGAGCCUAGACAUACUUUACAGUUUAAACUCAAAUUAUUAUUUUGUGAAAGAUGAUCAGCUAUUUCAAUUAUUAGGAAAGAGGAUUUUUGUUAAAUUUUGUAAAGUAAUGGAAAACGGAAAGGACGGUAAAGCCCCUGUGUGGUACUGUGCGAGGACAACAACUGCAAAAGCUACACAUAUAGGGUAUGUCUUGCCAAAUACAGCAACACUAGACUCCCUCAAAAAUAAGAAAAAUGCUUUUAGGUUUAUUGUUAGAGAAAACCCGAUCGUUGACGAUAAAACCUCCAACCUGACCUAUCCGGAUAUAAGAAAACAGCUGUUUACUGAAGUAGAGGUUGUAAAGAGAGAAAUCUCAUCAUAUAUUUCUCAAAUAGAAAAUCAGCUCACGCAACAUAAUGACCAAGAGGAAAAAAAUAACAUCAGAGUGAGUAAGGUUUCUGGAGAAAUACUAGAUCAAAUUCCUAAUUUUCCUGUAUCCAAAGUCGCCUUGUUGUUGAUUUCUGCUGGUGAGGAUAGAAGUUAUAUUGAACUAGUUGAGGAGUUAGCAAGAAGAUUGGAAAAAAUGACCAUAGAAAAAACCACACAAUCUCUAGAGGAUGUAAGAGAUACUUUUCAGGCAAAUUCUGAGAUGCAAGCCAAGUUUGAUAAGGAGUAUUAUCAGAGCAUCGAAGAAUACAAAUUCACUCUCGAACUUAUUAAAGAAGACCUUUUGAUCGUACUAGUAAAACAACUAAAAAAUAUACGGGUCCCUGAGGAAGAGUGGAAGAAAGAAGAGUAUGUUUCUCCGAGGUUCUUAGUAGCGGAUGGAUUUUUAAUCGAUCUGGCGGAAGAAAACCCAAUUAAUCCAAAGGACCCCCGUUUAUUGACACUGCUUAAAGAUUACCAGCGUGACAUGAUUUCCCAAACGAACCUGGUUGAGUGGAAUGACCUCAAAAAAUGUCAGGAUCCCAUCCCACUGCAAGCUAAAUCCUUAUUUAAAUUUUGUAAACAAAUAAAGAAAAAAUUUCUACGAGAUGCGGACUUCAAGCUACAUGUACUACCUACAGAAGCAAAUUUGACGGAUGGGCGAAUGACAGUUCUGUGUUCCUGCGUUCCUAUUCGUUUCGAUGAUAACACUGUCCGAUAUCUGUAUGAUGACAGCAUUAUUCCUGAAUUUGAAACAACACCGCCAUAUGCACCAAAACAGUCACAUCGUACAUGGAGAGAGUGUUUGCAAAAGGACCCUGAGCUCGUUUUCCAGGAGGCCCUUAAGCGCAUGCGACUUUUAACAGCUUACGAAGAAUUGAGAAGAAACUAUAUUGCGGCGUUCGAGGAACUAAGUACGGCAAAUUACAAUGACUAG
This is a messenger RNA of Saccharomyces paradoxus, 1977 nucleotides long. It is a transcript of the gene SIR1, whose product is annotated as Sir1p. The transcript has a single exon. The coding region runs from base 1 to 1977 and encodes 658 amino acids. NCBI's taxonomy places the organism in Eukaryota, Fungi, Ascomycota, Saccharomycetes, Saccharomycetales, Saccharomycetaceae. The record is from RefSeq and is a predicted model, not a curated record.